Molecule: messenger RNA, 1294 nt
Organism: Physella acuta
Lineage: Eukaryota; Metazoa; Mollusca; Gastropoda; Physidae
Product: serine/Arginine-related protein 53
Biological process (GO): alternative mRNA splicing, via spliceosome
Cellular component (GO): nucleus; cytoplasm
Source: RefSeq, a predicted model, not a curated record
UAGAUCUUGGUAAAACUUUGUAGAAGUGAGAAAUCGCAUGAUGGGCCGCUACAGAUCUGACGACAGCGAUGAAGACCACUCUAGAAAGUCAAGGAAGAAGAAAAAGAAGAGAACUAAGUCUAGUGACGACAGUGACACCAGCCAUAACUCCAGCAACAGAAACAAAAAGUCAAAGAAGAGACAUAGAAGUCGCAGCCCUGACAGAAAGCGGACAACUGAAUCCAGGUCCUCCAGAAGAUCGAGGUCAAGGUCAAACAGCCUGGAUAAAUACAUCAGCAAAAGAGGUCGUUCCAGGUCAACCAGUCUUGAUAAAUAUGUCAGUCGGAAACCACGCUCAAGGUCACGGUCUCCAGACAGGCGAGCCUCGCGCAGGUCGCGGUCACCACCACCCAGGAGGGCAAGAUCAAGGACCAGGUCACCGGUUGGCAGGAGAAGGUCAAGGUCCCACUCAAGAAGCAGAAGGUCAAAAUCUCCCUCUCGCAACCGUCGGAGGUCCUACUCGAGGGAGCGUGACAGAAGGUCAAGGUCUUACGACAGAACAAAUUCACUCAGGUAACAUAAAACAUUUGGUACCCUGCAGAAUAACUCAGUUUCUUAGUAAUAUAAGGGUAGGUAGGGCCUACUCGAGGGAGCGUGACAGGAGAUCCAGGUCUUACGACAGAACAAAUUCACUCAGCCGGUCCUCUACAGAGGCGAGACGAGACACCAGCCACUCCAGGGGUAGUCCUAAUGUCAAUGUUAAAGGGCUUUCCAUUACAGAUGUGUCCCCAGGGUUUAGCAAUAUGACACCAUCUGAACAAGCAGAGGAAAGGAUGAGGCUGGCUCUCAAGGCAGCUGCUGCCGCAGAUGAAAAGUUGAGGGUCAGAGAAAUCCCCUCAGCUGUUUCAGUGGCAGCCUCCCUAGCUGAGUCUCAGGCAUUUGCUAGCUCUGUCGCUGCUAUUGAGUCCAACAGUUUUGUCCAGUCCGUGUUCAAAACAUCACGUGCAAAAACUAAGAUGGAUGAAGUGACAGACACGCAGGCUAGCCAUGACGAUGCUAUUUUUGGAUCGCUGUCAGUGUCAGGGUUCACCAUCAAACCUGACCCUGACAUGAAGCCUCUACAGCUGGACUCAGAGUCAAUCAUGCACCCCAGUCUGUAUUGUGACCCUGAAGAAAAAAUGAACAAGUGGAUCCACAGGUUGACACAACUCCGACAGAGAAAACUGGAAGGGGAAGUAAUGCAGUGAAAUUAUUUUAAGUUUUGUAAUUGUAAAUUGUUUGAGAGUCAAGUUGAAAUAAAAACACACAGGAAAAA